AUGGACUCCUCCGAGAAGGCCAAAGGAAAGGAGAAGGUGGAGACCAUGGAAGUGAGCGAAACCAUCAGUUCUGUUGGAGGGAGGGUAACCCCAGUGCAGCAGGCGGCCUUUCCCUGGCGAUAUCCUAGCUACGGACACAAUAACUUCGGCAUGAAUUCCAAAAGUUUUCUGGAGAUGCUAAUGCUUGAUAGCUGCUUCAUCUUGUUUGCGCUUUCAUUGCAUUAUAAUCCUGUCAAGGUACUCCCUUUUGUGGGUGGCCUUGAAGAUGGACCAUGGGCACCACGUGAUAUAGUGGGGGCAUCGGAGCUUGUCAAGACUGACUUGCUGUUGCUCAACAGCCAAAUCCCUUUCUUUAUCCUUGAGGAUGUUUUCAAUAUGCAAAUUGCUAUUCACCCAAACGAAUAUAUUUACACUGAAGGCAAUGAAGGCCAACCCACAAUCAGAAAAGUUGCUCUCAAGUUUUUUGGUACUCUCGGUUUAGAAUGCAACGGUUCGAAUGACACAGAAACAGAGGAGGUUCAUCAUCUGCUUCAUUUGUACCACAUGUAUUUGAAGCCAACGAAGCAUCGUGCUGCAAGCCUUCCUGGAGAUACAUUUAUAAUUAUCAAUCCACGGCGAUAUCUCCCCAGCGCAACAGAGCUCCAACGAAAGUCCGCGGUGAAUUUUAAGGUGAAAAAAACGGUAGGUGUGCCACAAUGCGUGCUCGACGUAACGACGAGGAAAUCUGGAGAUAUCCAGGUGCCGGCAUUGGGCGUCUAUGACCAUACCAAUAUUCUCCUCCAUAAUCUAAUCAACUUUGAGCAGUCUCUUGGCAACAUGGACUCGUACAUCACAGCCUACGUCGCAUUCUUGAAUCACAUCGUGCAGAGAGAAGAAGACGUGGAGCUGCUUGAUACAAGAGGGGUGUUGGAGCACAGAUUGACCAGCCGUGCGGAGGUGGUCGCUGUCUUCAGGCAAUUACAUAAUGUGAUCGAUCAUUAUAAGACGCCCGGUUACUUGGCUAGCGUAUACGAGGAGGUGAAUGAUCGUUGCACCAGCAAGUGGCGCAGAAUCUAUGCCGAUGGGAAGCAACGUUAUUGCUCCAAUGUAUGGCUGAGCAUGUCGUUUGUUGCCGGCAUCGCUCUAUCAGUUCUCGCCCUCAUCCAGACCAUCUACGCCGUCGAGGGCUACAAGAGAAAAUGA
This is a messenger RNA of Phoenix dactylifera (date palm), 1182 nucleotides long. NCBI's taxonomy places the organism in Eukaryota, Viridiplantae, Streptophyta, Magnoliopsida, Arecales, Arecaceae. The record is from RefSeq and is a predicted model, not a curated record.